Molecule: messenger RNA, 2000 nt
Organism: Lactuca virosa
Lineage: Eukaryota; Viridiplantae; Streptophyta; Magnoliopsida; Asterales; Asteraceae
Source: the annotation of a GenBank genome assembly
UUGUGUUCUUCCCCAAAACACACAUACACACAUACUGAUGAAGCUCCAUUACUCCGGUAACCAUCUUGAUGAAGCACAAUAUGUUCCUAAGAAGACAAGUUCGUCGUUAUCGAUCGCCGCCCACAGCCACCAAAUUGCCACCCACAACCACCAGUGAGGUAGCGUCACUGUAAACAUCCACAACUCCUCCCUUAUGUUCUUGAUUUCUUGUUGAUCGUCCUCUUUCACGUCACUGUAAACAACCCUAUCGCCACCUCCCCCAUCUCCUUCCUUCAUCCCUAUCACUCUUCCCCAAUCAAACCCAAAUUUCUAUUUUGAUCUAGAUUUCUUCACCUUUAUCUGGAAAAAUCUAACCUAAUUUCUUAAUAUUCAUCUAAAAUGGGCAAAUCAGAGAAGAUGUGAAGGAAAGUUUCAUCUACGAGGAACUUGAGUGACAUACGAAGGUUUCCUUAUUUCUUCUUAAGAUUCGAAGGUUUCCAGAUUCAAACAAGUAUUUCGUGUCUAACCAACCUUUUAAUUCGUCUCCGAGGAUUUUAAAAGGCACAGGAUAUAGAACCUUUAAGGGAAGAAACUUGAAUGAAAUGUUGUUGUAUCAAAAUGGAAAAGAAUCCUUUCUUGGAAGACACUAAACAAGUCGACUCCGAUAAAUAUUCUCUACAAGAAUCAUGAAGGUUUGGUUAAUUUCGGAGGUAAUUACUUGAUGAGUUUCGAAUUUUCUUGAAUGAGAUUUCGAUUUGGUUGAACUGGAUGUGUUCAUCGAAGGAGUGAAGGCUGCUCAAAAUGGUUUGAUUGAUGAUUCGAUUCAGAUGGAUGAUAUAAAUAGAUAGUUUCGUUAAUGAUUCGAUCGAAAUGGUCUUGAUCGAAAUCAGUAUGUGUGUUUUGGGGAAGAACACAAUCACGUGAGAGAGAGAUAUUUUCUUUUAUUUUUUAUAUUUUUUUAGUUAGAAAAUAAUUUAAUAACAAAAAGAAAAGCAAAAAACAAAUAGAAAAGAGCAAAUUUGUCAUUUUUAGAUUUUUUAAUUUGAAAAAAAAACCGCAGCAAAAUAAAAACUUUUGGACUGUUACUUGGACCAAAAUUCUUGGACAUACCACAUGUCCUUGCAAUUUUGACUUUCAAAAAAGAGAACAGAAAGGAUUGGCGCUUAAUAUAACCUUCUUCGCUCGUCCCGCUCGCUGCUCUUCAAACUCCGCCGGAGACUCAUCCCGGUCUCUGUAACUCUGCUCCCAUGAGACCCAAGCACCCCCAUCCUUCCACGACACUCACAGCCAUGUCUACAAUCCAAAUAAAUUAUCAAGCUGCCCUUAAUCUUGGAUGUGACCAUGAAAUGCUACAUUCUCUAUAUCAGAAGUUACACAGACCCCUGAGAUUCUUCCGUUGUCAAAAGCAGAUUAAGGAGAAGCUGAAAGAAUUUGAUCAAAAUGGGUUUACUUUUUUGAAGAUGAGGGCUUGCUGGUGGAGAUACUGAAUCUUCCUUAUGCUCCAAGUGGACUGACAAAUAGCAAAAUACUUUGAGUUAUUAAUCCAGAGUACUUUUGGAUGAUCAUUCUGGAAAGUAUUAUAAGAUUAAAUGCAUGAAAUCUUGUCUGAUUACAUGUAAAUUCUGCAAUAUUGUAAGAUUAAGGGAACAGCAAUCUGGCAAGAUUUCAAGUGAAUCUACCAUUAAUUUGAAGUUUAAAAAAGGAACAAAAUAAGAAGAGCAAUAUUUAUUUCAACUUGGGGCAUUCCGAGAAUCGAACUCGGGACCUCUCGCACCCAAAGCGAGAAUCAUACCACUAGACCAAAUGCCCAUGUGGUUUCAUGUGCCAACAAAACAACAACCAAAUCCAACUAGUAAAGUGGUAAGAGGAGGUCAAAUGUAGAUAGUGUAAAAUACCUCCACCCAGGAAGUGAGGAAUCCAAGAUUCAAACUUAUGUGUGUCCGAUUUAAUUGAUGUGACCAAAUAAACAUGUUGAUAGAAGUUGGUUAUUGGGGUCAGGUUGUCAUUUUUUUGAAAACAAU